AUGAGCGAGAGAGCAGCGUGGGAGACCGAGCGCGCCGAGCUGCAGCAGCAGGUCCGCGUGCACAAGACCGAGGCCAGCGUCCUCGCCAAGCGCUUCCGCCUCCUUCAGCAGACGCUCCAGGAGCAGCAGGUCGUGCUCGAGAAGUACCAGCGGGCGCUGCGCCGCCUCCAGAAGGCCAAGAAGACGCCGACGACGGAAACGACCGUCCUGAAGCCGGCCAAGGCGACGAUGGCAGCCAAACCGACCGAGACGACAAUGACCAAGCGAACCGGGCCUAGCGCGCCACGCGUAGCCGAGACGAAGAUCCCCAAGACCCUCCGCGCCCAGACGUUUGCCGCGAUCCGGCAAGCCGCGUCUCCAGGCCGCGACGUUCCCUUCAAGCGCAAGCGUACCCGCGAUGAAGACGACUUGACAAUGCUACCUCAACGUGCAAGGCCUUCAGCCAAUAUCUCCACAUCCUCGAGCCAUGGGCCGGGCAAAGCUGCUCCGGUACCGUCACCAUUCGCGGGACCGAGUACCGUGGCCGUGGCACGCCCUGCGUACGAGAACGUGCAACGUCCGGAAAACCGAUCGGCGACGACCGCCACCAAGCCGUAUGGGUACAUCGAGGUCGUCCGGAAGCGCGACGAGCGGGCGGCGCUGCCCGGGCACGCCUGCUUGCAGUGUACCGAGUACUUUGAUGCGCUCGGCGAAGGCUUUGAGGGCCAGCGCGACCUCUGCUCCCGGCACCGCGCGCGCUUUGAACCCUACUCGACGCCCGAGGACUUUUGGCGCCUUACGUUUCCAGACUCAAUGUAA
Messenger RNA from Saprolegnia diclina VS20, 798 nucleotides. RefSeq lists its product as hypothetical. Gene Ontology annotation, biological process: DNA double-strand break processing involved in repair via single-strand annealing; double-strand break repair via homologous recombination. The coding region runs from base 1 to 798 and encodes 265 amino acids. The record is from RefSeq and is a predicted model, not a curated record. Gene Ontology annotation, molecular function: double-strand/single-strand DNA junction binding; single-stranded DNA binding; flap-structured DNA binding. Lineage: Eukaryota; Oomycota; Saprolegniomycetes; Saprolegniales; Saprolegniaceae. The transcript has a single exon. Gene Ontology annotation, cellular component: site of double-strand break.